Messenger RNA from Bipolaris maydis ATCC 48331, 218 nucleotides. The record is from RefSeq and is a predicted model, not a curated record. Lineage: Eukaryota; Fungi; Ascomycota; Dothideomycetes; Pleosporales; Pleosporaceae.
AAACCGUGGCUAUGUUUCUUUUUUUUCCCAAUGCAUCACCGUUUCAUGCUUGCUUCUUGUCUGACGCAAGAGGCUUGCAGCUGGUACCUGGCUAAUGUCUUUUCUUUUUCGUUUUAUACACCUCUUGAGCAUAUCGAAAUUCCCCUUGUUUCUCUUUGGCUUUGUAUGAAGAUGAAACAGGUGAAUCAAGCCACAGAGAAUUGAAUAUGAUGCUAAUU